Messenger RNA from Fusarium musae, 1263 nucleotides. RefSeq lists its product as uncharacterized. Bases 1 to 1263 code for a protein of 420 amino acids. Lineage: Eukaryota; Fungi; Ascomycota; Sordariomycetes; Hypocreales; Nectriaceae. The record is from RefSeq and is a predicted model, not a curated record. The transcript is spliced from 3 exons.
AUGGUGAAUUUGUACGAUACGAUCUACGAUGACGAAAGAUGUGGUGUUGAUCUGUUCUACAUGCAGAACCAGAUGGAUAGAAGUGUAAAAGCACAGGACAGCAAGGAUGUCGCGAUAUGCUGGCUUCUCUACCAAAGUCCUAUCAUUACGAGAGCGCUGGAUUUGGCGAUCAAGUACUGCAAGGACAACAAGGAGCGACUUAUUGUGUAUGUCGAAGACUCAUGGAUCCAGUGCAUUCUUGUUAGCCUGUUCGUCACAGCUGGAUUCGAUGUAGGUACUGUCCACACUUCGGAUGGGGCGGUUGAGACUGAUCGUAUCUUUCGAGAAUGGAACGGCCCUCAGUCCGACCUGGAGAUAUUCGUGGCCAAUGUCAACACCAAGGUGAUGGAUGGGGAUAUGCAAAAGUGUUGCUACAAAGCUCUGAUUCUGGAUUGGCCGCUUGAGCCAGAACGUCUUCUUCGGACUAUAAACCACAUGGCCAAGAACAGACUGAACCGCUGUGAGCCAGCAAUGGUUCACAUACUCAAGCUUUGCUGGAGUCACCAUGACGAAGUCGAGAGGAUUUGCUGCACCAAAUGGGCAAUGCAGCUGUCGAAGGACAUUAACCUGCCUGAGUGGAUGACAGGUGUUGUCCGCGAGGUUUGCAUCUUUGCGAUGAUCAAAACUGCGCGGCAACAGCGGUUCAACCGCUAUGCUUGGGUAGUCAUGCACGACAUGGGAGGGCGAGACUAUGACGGGUCCCUCGUAUCAUAUUCCGAUGAUAUAGUCCCUCGUCUCGGUCAUGUCUUCUCCAUCGCAGCCAAGCUAAUGCUCAACUUCCCAGAGGACAAGAAAUUUUGGGCAGAAGGCGAAGAGGUCCUUGUCGCAGGGUGUUGUCGCUUCCUCAAUAUGAUUGACGGUGAUCGUGAAAAGGGGACUGAUAGGCUUGAGGUCAAGCUGAGCUACACGCCAGAAAAGCUGAGGGAUACCAUUCGACGGACUUUAUAUGCCAUCAACUGGACCAUGGGUACGGAUAUGGAGAUGAGGGCUAUCACGAACGAACGGAAUGAGCAGUUGCUUCUUGGUGUCGAGGCCAGAGCUCGGGGUGAGGUCAGCGCUUUGUCUGAUGACGUGGAGAGCCAGUCCGAGGAACAAGAUACCAGCGUUGAUGCUGAGGCGGAUGUAGAUGAGGAGACAUAUCAGAUUGAUGAGACUGGCGCGAAGCGCAAGGCUGGCGAUGGUAGUAGGGGUGACGGGAAGAAGCAGAAGACAGGGGCUGCUUAG